AUGCGGGACCACUACAGCGCACUGGUGGCGCCGUCCAGCAACGGCAGCAAUGACGAGGAGUACGACGUUGCGCCGCUAGAAGGCUACAGGGACGGCACCGCACCACACCAGGUGGGGGAGAGUAACGAAGUCAUCGGUGGCACUGACGUCCGGUCCUCCUCGUCGGAGGUGUCGCCGCUGUAUGUGCGGGCGGGGAACUACAAGUCGCGUCGAGAGUCCUUCCAGGACUUGGUGGUGCCGAACGCGGCAUACCGGAGGGAGUCGAAUGGGUGUCCAGUCUUCCUGCCCCCACUCGGCUACCGCCGUCGGAGUGAGCGAAGCAGCCAGAGUUCCUCAAUGCCGCCGCCGGGCUCUGAGAGCAACGAACUUGUGCUACACCCCCUCGUCCAUAACGGCAGCCGCUCACCACAGGUGCAGAAAGCACCGAUGCAGCCGAACGACCCGCGAUACCGCGGCGAUCACUCUGGGAUGCCGGUGUAUCCCACAGCACCGUCUAACACGUAUCCCUCAGCGCACCCGUACGUGGCGCAGGCACCACAGACGACCAAGACGACUCGCGACUACAAAAUCAUCAAGAGGCGGCGCGUGCGUACCUACGUGCGAGAGUCAGUCGUGAGCAGCAGCACCAACGGCGAGAACACGAGUAGCAGCAGUAGCAGUGUGAAUAUAAACGAACGCAUGAGCAGCGCAAGCUGGGAGGAGGACUCCGCCUCGAGCAGCAGCAGCAGCAGCACCCAUGUGGUGUACGUGGAGGAAGCGGAGCAGACAGACGCAGCGAGCGACAACUCCAAGCCCAACAGCACCUCCGCCCCACGCCAGCAGCAGCAGCAGCCAUCAAAGCAGAAACCGGCACGACGACUAAGCGUGCCCCACCGCCCACACAAGCCACGGAGGCCCACUCCCCCAAAGAAGUCACUUUCGAAGACGACAGGGAACGGCAGUGGUGCAGCGGCCCGCUGA
Leishmania braziliensis MHOM/BR/75/M2904 is the source of this 960-nucleotide messenger RNA. RefSeq lists its product as hypothetical. The transcript has a single exon. Lineage: Eukaryota; Euglenozoa; Kinetoplastea; Trypanosomatida; Trypanosomatidae. The record is from RefSeq and is a predicted model, not a curated record. Bases 1 to 960 code for a protein of 319 amino acids.